UCAAAAUGGAAGCAGUAGUGUUUGACGGUAAAAGUCUAACUCUUAAGUAUGAGAACAAGUUCCCUAUACCCAAGUUGGUUAACGACACAGAUGUCAUUGUGAAGGUGGCGUACUCGGGAGUCUGUGGUACAGAUCUUCAUAUCAUUCAGGGCGAGUUCCCAGCUUCCAAAGAGCGACCACUUCCACUUGGUCACGAGUUCAGCGGUGAAAUCUACGAGGCAGGCAAGGCAUCCAUCUUCAAGAAAGGACAGAAGGUCGUGGUUGACCCUAACAGGGCUUGUGGUCUCUGUGAGUUCUGUCGGGGCGCUAACUACCAGUACUGUCUGACGGCCGGCAUCAACAGUACUAUUGGAAUAUGGCGGAAUGGAGGCUGGGCGCAGUAUGUGCUCGCACCGCAAGACCAGGUCUUUGCGUUACCUAGUGGCAUCACAUUGGAACAGGCUGGUCUGUGCGAGCCGUACUCGUGCGUGUCCCACGGCUUCGACCGCGCUGCACCUUUGUCUGUUGGACAGAAGAUACUAAUUGUUGGAGCCGGUAUUAUUGGAAAUCUAUGGGUGACAACACUCCACCAUCACGGCCACAGAGACGUCACAGUAUCCGAGAUGAAUAAGUCCAGAUUAGAAAUAGUGAAGAGAUUAGAAACCGGUUACAGACUCGUCACGCCCGAUGUGUUGGCUUCGGAAACGAUACAAUACGAUGUCAUUAUUGAUUGUACUGGCGUGGGUAAAGUGAUGGAGAUCUCCUUCAAUUACCUUACUCCAGGAGGUAAAUAUGUGCUGUUUGGAUGCUGCCCGCCAGCUCACCAGGCUUCAGUGAAUCCGUUCCAGAUAUACAAUAAGGAACUGACUCUGAUCGGUGUAAAGAUUAACCCAUUCAGUUUCCCGAAGGCGAUUGGAUGGCUCAAUGCGAUGGGUGGAAGGUAUCUGGACUACCACAAGCUAGGAGUGAAAACAUACGCUCUGUCUCAAUACCAAAAUGCUUUGGACGAUCUGAAAGUAGGAAAUAUUGCUAAGGCUGUGUUCAAAAUCAAUUAA
Molecule: messenger RNA, 1034 nt
Organism: Achroia grisella
Lineage: Eukaryota; Metazoa; Arthropoda; Insecta; Lepidoptera; Pyralidae
Product: D-altritol 5-dehydrogenase-like
Exons: 9
Coding region: 6-1034 (342 amino acids)
Source: RefSeq, a predicted model, not a curated record